This is a messenger RNA of Arachis duranensis, 2423 nucleotides long. RefSeq names its product telomere repeat-binding protein 2. Bases 201 to 2231 code for a protein of 676 amino acids. The record is from RefSeq and is a predicted model, not a curated record. The transcript has 10 exons. Lineage: Eukaryota; Viridiplantae; Streptophyta; Magnoliopsida; Fabales; Fabaceae.
UUGGUUUUUCUGAUUCCUGAAUUCUUCUUUUAAAAAAAAAAACAAACAAAUUUUCCUGGAAAAUUUACAGAGAAAGUGGAUGUUUUUUAGCUUUGGCUUCUCCGUUCUCACAUUUGCCGGAAUUUCGCUUUUCUGAGCAGCAAACUGUAACAAGAGGUUUCUUGCGUUUGAUCAAUCCAUUUUGGCAUGGUUCCUGAAAUAUGGCGCUGCAGAAGAGGUUAGACUAUGGAUUUAAUGGCUACGAAGCACCAGCUGUUCCACGAGCUACCCGAACAACUAGAAGGAGAACCAAAUUUCAAAGAAGAGUCCAAGAUGAUCAAAUGUGUGCCAUUGAUUUAUUGGCCACCCUAGCAGGUAAAUUCUUUUUCCAAGAUAAAGGGAAUCCAACCAUGCCUAGUGAUGCAUCAACAGAUAAGGAUCAGCAUGGAUUUGUUGAAGGGUGCCAAGAUUCAGACAAACCUCUCAAAGAUGAGCUUUUUUACAAACAAAGUUUUGACAACAACCACUUCCCUCACUUUUCUUCACAAACAAACAAACAAAAUUGCCCAUUGAAUGAACUCCAAAAUCACGAAAUUGAUGUCCAUUUAGGCAAUGCUUCUGUAAUAAUAAGUUCCUGUAGCUCAGAAAGGCUAGUUUCUGAGAAAUUAGUGGAUGCCAAAUGCCCUAACAAAAUGAAAAAUUUUACUAGCAAAGACAUAUUAGGUUCUUCUGGUCAUCCAGUGGUUAAUUGUUGUAAAUUAGAUGGUGAAAGUAAAACUAAUAAACUAAAGGAUAAGCUGCAUAAGCUUGAGAAGGUUUCAAUUGAUCUUGGGACUAAGAUGUGUGGUUUUGAGGAUCCACCAACUGAAAAGCCUCCUACACGGAUCAGUUUAGGUAGCAAAGCCAAGUUGUCUAAGUAUGUUGACAUAUUUUCCUAUAGCUCAUUGCCCAAAGGCUGUGACAAUGUGUCAGCAGUUAGAAGAGAUGAUGACGAAAACUUUUCUGGGUCCACUCACCCUUGUACAAAAACGAAGUCCUUUAUGCCAGUGACUGGUAUACAUGGUAGAAGACUAAGGAAAUUAUUGAGUUGUAAAUACAGCAAAAUUGCUCAGGAGUUGAAGAAUGAUACACUUGCUAGCAGUGAUGAAACUUUGAAGCCAACUUACUCUAGUAAGAAGAACUACUAUAAACGCCAAAGAUCUCAGAUGAAUAUUCCUUUCAAAAAGCGGAAGCAGUUUCAUUGUAGCUCUGUUUCAAAUUCCAGUGGAUUUAUCAGAAGUGCUGACAUUUAUUAUUCACCUGAGAGUGACUGUGGAAUACCAGUCUUGGAAUCUCCACUAGGAUGUAGAAGAGGUGAUCCUGUGAAUAUUAGGAUCAAGUCAUUUACAGUCCCAGAGCUUUUUAUUGAGAUUCCAGAAACUGCUACCGUAGGAUCCUUGAAGCGGACAGUUAUGGAUGCAGUAACUACUGUGCUUGGAGGUGGAUUACAUGUUGGUGUCGUUCUUCAAGGAAAGAAAGUUAGAGAUGACAGUAAAACUCUACUUCAAGCUGGAAUAUCCCAUGAUAACCAGUUGGAUGCUUUGGGUUUCACAUUGGAGCCUAAUGUUUCACAAAGGCUACCACCUCUACAUGCUUCAACAUCGCAUUCUCUAAUAAGGUAUCCUUCCAAUCCAGCUGUAACUCAUCAGAGGACUCGAGGUAUUUCUGACAUGUUAAUUGAUCAUCAAGUAACCAGUUUAGGUAACCAUGUUGAAAGUGAGCAUGAUUCAGCACCUUCUCUAAUCAACAAAGCUAAGGAGAAGAGUACCGUAGAUUCUAAACCACUGAUUUCUUUUCCUGAAAUGAGUAAGGAUGAAAAAGUUAUGAUACCUGUGGUCCAGAAGUCAAAGCCAUCUGAGAUUUUGCAGCGGCGAAUUCGUCGGCCUUUUUCAGUUGAUGAAGUGGAGGCACUGAUUCAAUCAGUUGAGAAAUUGGGAACUGGAAGGUGGCGCGAUGUUAAAUGUCAUGCUUUCGGUAACGUGGACCAUCGGACAUAUGUGGAUUUAAAGGAUAAGUGGAAAACACUGGUGCACACGGCAGGAAUAUCCCCUCGGCAAAGAAGGGGAGAGCCUGUUCCCCAAGAUCUUUUGGACAGGGUCCUAAAAGCACAAGCAUAUUGGUCCCAGCACCAAACUAAGCAACAUCACAAAACUAACCUCUUAGAUCAAGGGUUGCCAAUAGGACCUGGCUAUGUACAUGGGAUAACUGCAUAGGUUUCUGUCUAAAUUUCAUUGAGCUGUCAUUUAGUUUUGUAAUUAUAAUAUAUCCUUGUUCAAAGUUUAUUAUGUAAGUUAAUGAUGCAAUAGAUAGCUGGUUAACACAAUUCUUAUGAUGUUAAUGUUACUGUAAAUAUAUUUAAGUUGCUUGUUAUGUGGGUGUGUUUUUUACCACUUGACAUUGAAAUC